UGUUAACAAUAACUUGCAAAAUAGAAAUCUUGUUCGUGUUCCUUUGUCCAACCCUGCCUCUCCAAACGCUUCCGCACUCUCGUGGUCACUCACUUCGAAAACCACUAAUGAUACGGCCUCAGCCCAUUUAACAAAAAAGUCAGAUAACAGCCUCAGUACCCUUCCAGGUCUCAAACUGGUUCACCUAAACAUCCGCUCUCUGAAAAACAACGCCCAUUUUUUAGAAUUACGUAAGUUUACCAAAUUUAACAAAAUUGACGUCCUUAUAGUAUCAGAGACAUGGUUAAACACCUCCGUCACAAACAAGGAAAUAGAAAUCGAAGGUUAUAAGCUACAUCGUUUAGACCGACUGCACAAGAAAGGGGGCGGGGUGUGUGCUUACAUACGAAAAGAUAUUAAAUCUCUUGUACUUAAAGACCUCAGUUAUAUCUCCGAGACGAAUUUCCAUCAAUUAUGGAUCAAAUUACAGCACAAAAAAUCUAAAUCACUGUUGGUCUGCGUCUCUUACCGACCCCCAGACAGCCCGCUUGACUGCUUCGAAAAAUAUUUUAAACCUAAUUAUGUUCAAGCUCUGACGAUGGGAAAGUUGAUCAUUCUUCUUGGAGACCUAAACUAUUUAUUCACAAAACGUUCUGACAUUCAUCAACGAGAUACACGUAGCCAUGACUCACUGCAAAUACCAUUGUACAAAACGUCUGCAGGUCAAAGGACUUUUCAUUUUAGAGGCGUUACACUCUGGAAUGAUUUGGACUUUAAGUACAAAAAGUUAGACUCCCUAAAAACUUUCAAAAACGAACUGAAGCGAAUCAUGCUAGAACAAAUAUAUAAGCAGAUAAUUUUACCUUGUUAA
This is a messenger RNA of Paramuricea clavata, 850 nucleotides long. NCBI's taxonomy places the organism in Eukaryota, Metazoa, Cnidaria, Anthozoa, Malacalcyonacea, Plexauridae. The record is from the annotation of a GenBank genome assembly.